Dacryopinax primogenitus is the source of this 680-nucleotide messenger RNA. RefSeq lists its product as uncharacterized. The record is from RefSeq and is a predicted model, not a curated record. NCBI's taxonomy places the organism in Eukaryota, Fungi, Basidiomycota, Dacrymycetes, Dacrymycetales, Dacrymycetaceae. The transcript is spliced from 3 exons. Gene Ontology annotation, biological process: Golgi to plasma membrane protein transport; Golgi to endosome transport; protein localization to Golgi apparatus. The coding region runs from base 1 to 636 and encodes 211 amino acids. Gene Ontology annotation, cellular component: Golgi membrane; trans-Golgi network.
AUGCCAGGCCGCCCUCGCCCUCGUCUCAGACUGCAGGGAUGGGACCCCCUUCUCCUCCUCUCCCAGAUCAUCAUCCUCCAAACACUACACUACCUCACCCUCGCCCUCCUUCUCCCGCCCCUGCUCUCCCUGCUCACAGACAGCGAGUACCUGCAGUAUCUAGGAGGGAGGGGGACAGUGGGGAUGGUACUCGAUUGGCGGGAGAUGGCGGGGAGGAGAGAAGCAGGGAUGGGGGAGUGGGGCAAUUGGGGAGCUGGGAGGGGGAACCAGGACUGGGCAAGGGCUGUGGAUCCUAGACGAGGGUGGGUCAUUGGUGUGGGAUGGCUCUUGGGAGCUUGUGUGAAUAUCACUUACUUGUACUAUGUUAUCCGCCGUCCGACGUACAUCCUCGACUUCUCCCUCACCCUCAUCUUUGUGCAUAUUCUCAUAACGACCUCCUACUCGCACUCCCUUCCUCUCUCACUCUUCUUCUGGCUCGUUAUGGGUAUAUGCGCAGCCGUGAUGGUCGUCUUUCCGGAACAGCUUUGUGUGCGCAGGGAACUGAGGGAGGGGAUUGGGAGUGUUGCUCAGCAGCAGCAGGACGAGGACCAAGAGAGGAUCGAGUUGGGAAACGUGGGUGCGGUAUCGAUUGAUUGAGUGUGAGGAAUUGGAGGUGUGGAGGGUUGGGCAAGAGAUGUACG